AUGACUUUCACCAAGCUGGUCAAAAACAGCGCGUACUACAGCCGGUACCAAACGAAAUACCGUCGCCGCCGCGAAGGAAAAACCGACUACUACGCCCGCAAACGGCUCAUCAGCCAAGCAAAGAACAAAUACAAUGCCGCGAAAUACCGCAUGGUUGUCCGCUUCACCAACAAAGACAUCAUCACGCAAAUCAUCGUUGCCGAGAUCGACGGUGACAAGGUCUUCUGCGCCGCCUACGCCCACGAACUUAAGCGUUAUGGCAUCAAGCACGGUCUUGCGAAUUGGGCGGCCGCGUACGCCACGGGACUAUUGCUUGCGAGACGGGCGCUGAGUAAAUUGGACUUGGCGGAGAGUUUCACGGGCGUGGAGGAGGCGGAUGGGGAGUUUGCCCUGACAGAGGCGGCGGAGGUCGAUGGUGAAGAGCGCCGUCCUUUUAAAGUGAUCUUGGACGUUGGUCUAGCCCGCACGUCUACGGGUGCUCGUGUAUUCGGCGCUAUGAAGGGUGCAAGCGAUGGUGGUAUCUUCGUGCCGCAUUCAGAAAACAGGUUUCCAGGGUAUGAUCUGGAGAGCAAGGAGCUGGACGCUGAGACGCUGAGGAAGUAUAUCUUCGGAGGCCAUGUGGCGGAGUAUAUGGAGACGCUUGCGGACGAUGAUGAGGAGCGGUAUAAGAGCCAGUUUCAAGGGUAUAUUGAUGAUGAGGUGGAGGCAGAUGGGUUGGAGGAGGUGUACACCGAGGCACACAAGGCGAUUAGGGAGGAUCCGUGGAAGAAGGAUGAUGAGGAGGAUGGGGAGAAGAAGGAUAAGGAUUACUGGAAAGCGGAGUCGAAGAAAUACAGGACGAAGAAGCUGACGUAUGACGAGAGGAGAGAGAGGGUCAAGGCGAAGAUUGAAAAGGUGAAGGGCGAUUUGUGA
Bacidia gigantensis is the source of this 912-nucleotide messenger RNA. It is a transcript of the gene RPL5, whose product is annotated as 60S ribosomal protein L5. The transcript has 3 exons. Bases 1 to 912 code for a protein of 303 amino acids. Gene Ontology annotation, molecular function: 5S rRNA binding; structural constituent of ribosome. Gene Ontology annotation, biological process: translation; ribosomal large subunit assembly. NCBI's taxonomy places the organism in Eukaryota, Fungi, Ascomycota, Lecanoromycetes, Lecanorales, Ramalinaceae. The record is from RefSeq and is a predicted model, not a curated record. Gene Ontology annotation, cellular component: ribosome; cytosolic large ribosomal subunit.